Messenger RNA from Lactuca saligna, 1116 nucleotides. The record is from the annotation of a GenBank genome assembly. NCBI's taxonomy places the organism in Eukaryota, Viridiplantae, Streptophyta, Magnoliopsida, Asterales, Asteraceae.
AUGAGUUCUGGUAAGAAAAAAUUAAAAGAACUACUACAGCAAAGUGAUAAUCGUACUUGUGCUGAUUGUGGUGCGCCCGACCCUAAAUGGGCGUCACCCACCAUUGGAGUGUUUAUAUGCUUGAAAUGCUGUGGUUGUCACAGAACUCUAAGUGCGGGUGUUUCAAAUGUUUUAUCGGUGACAUUAGAUGAAUGGACUGAUGAAGAAGUUGAGGCUAUGGUUGAAGUUGGAGGAAAUAGUGCUGUAAAUUCAAUCUAUGAGGCUCAUAUUCCUGAAGGAGUUUCUAAACCUGGCCCAGAUGCUAGUCAUGAGCAACGAACAAACUUUAUCAGGUCCAAAUAUGAGCUUCAAGACUUCUUGAAACCGGAUUUGAAGAUCUCAUCGAAUAGUGCUCCUAGAAGUCUGCCGGAAAAUACGACUUCUCAAGCUACAAGUUCGGCUCCAACUUCAAUACCAAAACCUGAAUGCAUGGAAGGAGCUAUCGGACUCUUGAAGUUCACAAUUCUUCAAGGUGCGAAUCUUGCAGUUCGUGAUAUGCUAUCAAGUGAUCCUUAUGUUGUCCUUUCACUAGGAGAACAGAGGGUCCAAACAACUAUACAAAAAAGCAACUUGAAUCCAAUUUGGAACGAGGAGCUAAUGAUUUCCAUCCCUCCAGAUUAUGGGCCCAUUAAAUUGCAAGUUUUCGACUACGACACAUUCUCUGCUGAUGACAUAAUGGGGGAAGCAGAAAUCGACAUUAUGCCGAUGCUAACAUCUGCUCAGGCAUAUGGAGACGCGUCACAGUUUGGGGACAUGCAAAUUGGGAAAUGGUUGAAAUCACAUGACAAUGCACUAUUGGAAGAUAGCAUUGUAAAUAUAGUUGAUGGAAAAAUAAAACAAGAGGUAUCACUUCAGCUGCAGAAUGUAGAGUCUGGGAUAAUAUAUCUUGAGAUUGAGUGGAUGUCACCUUCAUAAUAGGUGCCUUUUUGUGUGAGUGUAUAGUUGUUCUUUUGUUAUUUCAUUCAUAUCUAUAUUUUUAAUAAAUGUUUUGGUUGUAUGAGUACCCAAAAAGAAUGACACGGUGCACUAUUUUGGCAUUUCUCUUUUAUUCAAGUAUGUAUAUUACAAAUAACUGAC